This is a messenger RNA of Beauveria bassiana ARSEF 2860, 369 nucleotides long. RefSeq names its product BolA-like protein. The coding region runs from base 1 to 369 and encodes 122 amino acids. The transcript has 3 exons. The record is from RefSeq and is a predicted model, not a curated record. Lineage: Eukaryota; Fungi; Ascomycota; Sordariomycetes; Hypocreales; Cordycipitaceae.
AUGGGAUCCGCGACUCCCAUCGAAGACACCAUUCGCGCCAAGAUCACCGCGGCGCUCAAUCCCAUGACGCUGGAAAUUUACAACGACUCUCAUCUCCAUUCUCACCACAAGGCCAUGCAGGGCAGCACUUCCAAGGAGACUCAUUUCCGCCUCGUCAUCACAUCAGACGCCUUCAAGUCCAAGAUGCAGCCCGCCCGCCACAGAAUGAUUUACGCCCUGCUCAGUGAGGAAAUGGCCCGCGAGGGCGGCAUCCACGCCCUCCAGCUGCGUACCCUGACGCCCGAGGAGGAGGCCCGACAGCAGCAGAAAAAGGACCAAGAGGCCACCACCACAGCCGCCAAGGAAGCCGCCCCUAACGAUGAUGCAUGA